Messenger RNA from Cryphonectria parasitica EP155, 1055 nucleotides. RefSeq lists its product as uncharacterized. Gene Ontology annotation, biological process: Golgi organization; Golgi vesicle transport; endocytic recycling. The record is from RefSeq and is a predicted model, not a curated record. The transcript is spliced from 2 exons. Gene Ontology annotation, cellular component: membrane; GARP complex; EARP complex. The coding region runs from base 174 to 1055 and encodes 293 amino acids. Lineage: Eukaryota; Fungi; Ascomycota; Sordariomycetes; Diaporthales; Cryphonectriaceae.
UCAUGACCUUUUGGAUACUUGCUUACUCGCUUUGGGGCACUUGACCAGCAUUUCUGGACAGGUUCCAGAAUAACAGGAAACAAUAUUCUCAACUGCUAAUUUUUGUGUGUGUGUUAUUAUAAUUUUGUUUUCCUUCCGUCCUCCCCCAAUAAUUCUGCAACCAGCUCUCCGCCAUGUCCACGAUAGCCUCGCCCCGGGAUCCCACGUCCUCCUUUCGCCGGACCAACUCCUCUCAAGCUAUCGCGACUCCCACAUCCUCCGCACGCCCCAGUCUCGACAUCCCCCGCUCCGCCACCAGCUCGCCCAUCCCGGGCAGCGGACCCUUCCAGCCGGCCCCCAACAAGAGAAACAACCGCGCCGCCUUGCGUGAGUACUACAAUCUGAAGAAGACGUCUGCCGCAUCUGCUGCGCCUCCGCUCCUCGAAGUCACCGACACAGACUCGGUCGGAGACGCGGCUGAGACGUCCUACUCGGAGGUCCCCUUGUCGGAGAUCGAUGCCGCCGGGUUCGACGCCGACGCCUACGUAAAGGCCAAGCUGCAGGAAAGCAGUCUGGAUGAGCUGCUGCGGACAUACACGAGAGUGCUAGGAGAGAUACGGGCGCUGGGAGCCGAGAAGAAGGCGUUGGUUUAUGAUAAUUAUAGCAAAUUGAUCACCGCGACCGAGACGAUACGCAAGAUGCGUGCCAACAUGGACCCAUUGAACCCUAUGGCCUCCACAUUGGACCCAGCGAUAGCCCAAAUCUACUCACAAGCUUCGUCAAUUCGAGAAUCACUGCGCAAGUCGGCCUCCAAACCCGAGGACAGCACGAAAGCAUACGAGGAUCGGGCGAAGAAGACGAGGACCAAGGAGCUUGUCAGCGAGGUGCUCGAAGCCCCCGAGCGGAUCCGAGCACUGGCACAGGCGGGCAAGACGGAAGAAGCGGAAGAGGCAUGGAGGCUACCCAGACAAUUACUCCUGAGAUGGAAGGAACGGGGGCUUGGGGGCGCAGAUAUUGAUGUAUGUCUGGCAGAAGGAGAAGCAGCCCUGAAAGAUGAAACUGCCCCUGAAACGUAA